CGUACCUACCUCAUAUCUUACGUGCCUACCUCAUAGGCAAUAUUCCUUCGAAUAUUCCUUCGGAAAGACAAAAAGCCUAACCUAAAAACGAAGCCAACGAGAUCUCAUCUCAUAUCUCAUCUCAUAACAACUACACAUAAAAGCUAAAAUGAGCAGCCAAAACCUACACCACAUCAACUCGCUCGCCGAGCUGCAGUCGCUAUUCUUAUCAACCACAUACGUAGCCGUCGACUUCUACGCGGACUGGUGCGGACCGUGCAAGGUCAUCGCGCCGCACUACGAAUCGCUCGCCAAGCAGCACGGCGCCCCGGGCCUGCUUGCUUUCGCCAAGGUGAACGUGGACACGGCGCAGGACGCCGCGCGCGCGUUCGGCGUUACCGCCAUGCCCACCUUCCUCUUCUUCAAGGAGGGCCGCCAAGUCGCCGUGAACGGACAGGCUGUGAUCUGCGGCGCCGACCCCCGCUCUCUCACCGCGGCUGCCGAGAAGCUGGGCGGCUUAGCGAAGAAGCGCGUGGCGGAGUCUUGAAUGAUUGAAUGAAGACUGGAGUGGAUUCGGGAUGGGAUAGGUAGCAUUGUGGGAAGGGUAGGAUAGGGAGGGUGUUGACUGAUACUUCAACUAAAUAUGGAACUAAAUAUGGGCGUUACAGGGUUACAGUUAAAUAAUUCAUACUGAUACUUCCAAAAUACGCGCCUAAGGUGUCAGUGGUAAAACUUUAGUUAUACCUAAUCAAACCAAGGUGAGAACAUAGAGUUUGAACCAUCUAAGAGAAAUGGGGGAGAAGUUACAGAAGUGUGUAAUGAUGGAAUGUGCCCCCACUGCACCGCCAGGCCUUUUGUGACAGGAAACUUGAAGUUUAUGGUCAUAUACCACCGUCCAGGCCGCCGUAGACGCCAUGUUCAUGUGACCUUCUCAGUUAUCUUACGCUGCCUAGAUGAAUCUAUUUUUACAUAAGUGCUGUAUCUAAAGUACUUCCGUAUGCUUGAACUAUUAUAUGCCUACCUAUACUUACCUCUAUCCUACUUCCUGGUAUUUUAAGUACUUAUAUAGGUAACUUAUAGAUAGCCAAGUCGUCC
Molecule: messenger RNA, 1074 nt
Organism: Daldinia vernicosa
Lineage: Eukaryota; Fungi; Ascomycota; Sordariomycetes; Xylariales; Hypoxylaceae
Product: thioredoxin-like protein
Exons: 1
Coding region: 149-526 (125 amino acids)
Source: RefSeq, a predicted model, not a curated record